Grammomys surdaster is the source of this 951-nucleotide messenger RNA. Its product is annotated as olfactory receptor 50-like. The transcript has 2 exons. Gene Ontology annotation, cellular component: membrane. Gene Ontology annotation, biological process: G protein-coupled receptor signaling pathway. Lineage: Eukaryota; Metazoa; Chordata; Mammalia; Rodentia; Muridae. The record is from RefSeq and is a predicted model, not a curated record. The coding region runs from base 1 to 951 and encodes 316 amino acids. Gene Ontology annotation, molecular function: olfactory receptor activity; G protein-coupled receptor activity.
AUGAACUGUGUCAGAAGGAAUAAUCAUAGUAUCACAUCUGAAUUCAUUCUCCUGGGGCUCCCUAUCAACCCAGAACUGAAUGGCAUAUACUCUGCCCUGUUCCUGGCCAUGUACCUGACCACAGUACUAGGGAACCUGCUCAUCAUCCUGCUCAUCAGGCUGGACUCUCGCCUCCACACCCCCAUGUACUUCUUCCUCAGCCACUUGGCCUUCACAGACAUCUCUUUCUCAUCAGUCACAGCUCCAAAGAUGUUUGUGAAUAUGCUGACACACAGUCAGUCCAUCUCAUAUACUGGGUGCAUUUCCCAGGUGUAUUUUUUCCUACUUUUUGCAGAUCUUGACAGCUUUCUUCUGACCUCCAUGGCCUAUGACAGGUAUGUGGCCAUCUGCCACCCUCUGCACUAUACCACCAUCAUGAGUCAGAGUCUCUGUGUCCUACUGUUAAUUGUGUCCUGGGUCUUGUCCUUUGCCAGUGCCAUUUUACAUACCCUUCUGCUUGCCCAUCUCUCUUUCUGUGGGGGCAAUACUCUGCCCCACUUCUUCUGUGACCUCUCUGCUCUGCUUAAGCUGUCUAGCUCAGACACCACCAUCAAUGAACUGGUUAUCUUCACUGUAGGAGUGGUGAUCAUAACUGUGCCAUUGAUAUGUAUUCUGGUUUCUUAUGGCUACAUUGGGUCUACCAUCCUAAGAACUCCCUCCACCAAGGGAAUCUGCAAAGCCUUAUCCACAUGUGGCUCUCACCUCUCUGUGGUUUCUCUGUACUAUGGAGCCAUUAUUGGGCUAUACUCUUUUCCUUCACCUAAUUACAGUAAUGACAAGGAUGUAAUUGUAGCUGUGAUGUAUACAGUGGUCACACCCAUGUUGAAUCCCUUUAUCUACAGUCUGAGAAAUCGAGAUAUAAAAGGAGCACUGAGAAAUAUGCUCAACAGAAGAUUGGAGUUUUCUUCCUAG